Molecule: messenger RNA, 646 nt
Organism: Ixodes scapularis (black-legged tick)
Lineage: Eukaryota; Metazoa; Arthropoda; Arachnida; Ixodida; Ixodidae
Product: LYR motif containing protein 1
Cellular component (GO): mitochondrion
Source: RefSeq, a predicted model, not a curated record
CCUACUCCGGCCGAAUCCCCUUCGAGAUUUGCAUUUGUGACUUUCCAAUGUUCGCGGUGACCAUGUUUCGGCGUGACGUCCUCCGACUCUACAAACAGAUGCUGAGAACGGGGCGGACGUGGGCCGCCCAAAAUCCGGAGAAAACGGAGGAGGAGCAGUUCUACAUCAUCUCCGAAGCCAGGGAGCUCUUCAGAAGAAACAAAUCUGAAACGAAUGAAGAGACUAUCAAAGAGUGCUUGAGAGAGGCCCAGGCGCGGCUAGACCUGGCGCUGCAUUACGGCAAUCCUUACCCAAGGCCGGUCAACGUAGCAACGACCGGACUGACUCCUUGUCAAGCGAAGAACCUCAAGACACAGCAGAAGCUGUGGAAGCAGUCCAGGCCAGUCUACAUGCGCUCCAUAGACAUCGAGACUCAGCAGAACCCUCCGGCGGUAAAGACGACAGCGAAAAAGACCAUGAUGGGUAACCCAGAUUGCGCAAUGCACCGUGCCACAAGACCCCACGAAAGUCGAGGAACCUCUUGGAGGUGUACGGUGUGCGGUGCCGCCGGCGACUGAACGCUCAUUGAGGGUUGCACUGGUGUUAAAUCGAAACCAAUAAAACAAGAUAGCCUCAAAUUAAUUAAUGAUGUUUGAGGCGACGAUUA